ACUUCUUCAACCGCUUGUAGUCUACUCAGGAGUGGUAUAUUCUGUAUUUAGACUCAGUAUUUUUUUUAUUCAUUUUAAAACGAAGUUUUACUGAUUCCAGGUACUUUCUUUACCUGCCUUCCGAAACUUUUUUACCUAUCACUUUUAUACUGGGGACAAGUAAAUUCUAUAAUUCGCCACCGGAAAAAAUUUCUGUCAGUGUAGCUAUAGUCUUUCUUCUCUGCUUUCAUCUUUCCCUUUUGAGGAUAUGAUAACAUUAGAGAAUAGAAAAUAAAAAAACAUCAAAAUUUGGAGUAAAAAAAUGUAAUAUUUUUAAUGCAUAAAAAAUUUUUUUAUUUUUUAUAGUGAGAAAGUGUUAUGAAAUUAAUAAUGUGUUAUACUUAUAUAUUAAAUUAACUGAGAAACUUUAAAUGACAAUUAUUUUCAGAAAAUGUCAAACAAUUUAAUUCCAAGAAACGUGAAAGACUGAUAAAUUAAUCAGUUGAAAUUUUUUCUGUUGAUUGAAACAAUAAUGUUAGUGGCUUCAGUAAUAUUGCUUAAAUAAUAUUAAAAUGGAACUAAAUCAAGCUAGUAAUAAUUAUUCUACCACCAACAAUGCAUUAAAUGUAACGAAACAAUGGCUUUCUCUGGAGCAACAACAAGUACCAAUACCUAUGGAAAUUUCAAGUUCUACUGAAAAUUUAGAUCAAUGUGAUAAACCAAUAGAUUUUGUAUUAGUAUACAUGGAUACUGGUAACAAUGUUAAUCACGCUGAGAGAAGACAAGAAUUCGAAUCUGCGUUAAAUGAUCAAGGAUUGGAGUUAGAGUAUGAACAUAAUGGACCACUUUGUUUUAUAAAGAUCCAUGCACCUCAGGAAGUUUUAUGUCGAUAUAGUGAAAUAAUGAAACUAAAGUUACCAAUAAAAGCUAUAUCUCUUAAAGAAUUGGAAGCCACUGGAACAGAUUUAUUUGAUGAUGCUCGCUCAUGGUUCAUAGGUUUAUUCAGCUUUGUACAAUUGGAUUCACAGAAAUUCCCAAAGAAAGAAAAAACACUUCUAGCAGAGUUCUCAAGAGACAAAGACUACUUGUUUGAUAUAGAGAAUGAUAAUUUUUUCCCUACAAAUGUACGUAUUAUGGUUGUGGAUUUUAUAUUGGAAAGACAAUCUGUGGGUAUUCAUCGUCUCCUUGCCAAUGGUGUUUAUUCUGCUGCUUAUCCUUUACAUGAUGGUACAUAUAAACAAAAGAAUACUGUUAGAAAUCUUUUAUACGAAGAAUGGGGAGCACUGAAGCAAUGGUUAAAGUUACAACCUUUGGAUACUAUUCAAGAAUACUUUGGUGUUAGCUAUGCAAUAUAUUUUGCAUGGCUCGGAUAUUAUACAUACAUGCUUAUUCCAGCAAGCAUAUUUGGACUUAUAUGCUUUUUUUAUGGUGUAUUUAGUUUGAAUUCUAAUUCACUAGUGCAGGAUGCUUGUUCUCCUUGGGCAGAGAAUGUAAUAAUGUGCCCACAAUGUGAUAAAUAUUGUGACUAUUGGCGCCUCAAUGAAACUUGUAUUUUUACGAAAGUGACACUUUUAUUUGACAAUCCUGCAACAGUUUUCUUUGCGGUGUUUAUGUCAUUUUGGGGAGCAUUAUAUCUCGAGUUAUGGAGGAGAAAAUCCGAAGAAUUGAUUUAUCGAUGGGGUUUAGUUGGCUGGGAUCAAGGAGCUGAACAUCCAAGACCUCAAUAUUUGGCAAUGUUGAGUAAAUUAAAAUUUAUCAAACCAAAAGAAAAAAUAAAUGCAGUAACAAUGGAAAAAGAACCACACGUGAGUUUUUGGAAAGUUCGUGUUCCUGCUACAAUGUUAAGUUUUACUGUUGUUCUUCUACUCAUUUUGGUAGCAAUCGCUGCAGUUUUUGCAGUCGUUUUAUACAGAAUGGCUUUGAUUACGUCAAGUAGCUUUUUUGGACUUGAUAGUAAUCAACACAAAACAUUUACGGUUCCAUGUAUUGCAGCAGCUAUUAAUCUUGUUGGUAUUUUAAUAUUAAACUAUUUAUACGAUUGGUUAGCUGUUCGCUUAACCAAUAUGGAAAUGCGUCGAACUCAAGCAGAAUUUGAUGAUAGUUUAACUUUGAAGAUUUAUAUUUUUCAAUUUGUUAAUUACUAUGCUUCCAUAUUUUACGUAGCGUUUCUCAAAGGAAAAUUUGUUGGUUAUCCACAAAAAUAUAAUAGAAUUCUUAAUUAUAGACAAGAAGAGUGUGCUCCUGGUGGGUGCUUAAUGGAACUUUGUAUUCAAUUGGCUAUAAUAAUGAUUGGAAAACAAGGUUUUUAUACGGCAAUGGAGAUGAUAUAUCCUAUAUUAUUCAAGUGGUGGGCACUUUUCCGUAUCCAUACUGGUCUUAAACAGAAAGAUCCGAUUGCACCUCGCAGUAGAUGGAUAAGAGAUUUAAAAUUACUAGAAUGGGGACCAAGAGGAUUAUAUGAUGAAUAUUUAGAGAUGGUUAUUCAAUUUGGAUUUAUUACUCUCUUUGUCGUUGCUUUUCCUUUAGCUCCAUUAUUUGCUUUAGCUAAUAAUGUCCUAGAAAUGCGUUUAGAUGCAACGAAAUUUUUACGCCAUUAUCGUCGACCUGUACCACGACGAGCUAGAGAUAUUGGUAUUUGGAAAUCAAUUCUUGAUGCUCUAGCACGAAUUUCCGUAACCACUAAUGCAUUUAUUAUUGCAUUUUCGUCCAAUUUAAUACCUCGAUUAGUUUACAUGUACGCUGUAAAUCCAGAUAAAACUGAUACUGGUUUUCUUAAUCACAGUUUGGCCUAUUUUGAUACGAGAGAUUUUCCGAAUAAUACUGCACCAUUAGACAGCAUGUAUUAUAAUGUUACAAUGUGCCGUUACUCUGAAUAUAGAAAUCCUCCCGAUCAUUCAGAAUUACCUUAUAAAAGACCUUCUAUAUACUGGCAUAUUUUAGCAGCUCGAUUUAUAUUUAUCGUUGUCUUCCAAAGUGUAGUCAGUUUAUUUACAAUGACUGUUCAGUGGUGUCUUUCAGACGUUCCUAGAAAAUUACGUGAUCGCAUUAAACGUGAAGCAUAUUGGACAGAGCAAAUAAUAAUUACACGUGAGGCUGAAAGAGCAAAGGCUAAAGCACGAAUAUCGGACCGCUUCGUGAGUGCUAGUAAUUAUUUGCGUAGGAGGUCAACUAAUAAUUCUGAAUCAACUGUGAUGUAAAUAGAAGGUAUUUUAAUCCAUAUUCUCUAUCGGAUAAUUUAUUAACAAGCUUGAUGUAUUUAUAUAGCGUUUGUAAACUUCUAUUAAUCUUUUAUCAUACGUUUUUCCUCAUUAUUAUAUUUUAGAAAUAUUGAGAUUUUUGGUGAAAUUUUCUUUUUUGAACAAGACAAAGUAAUCUUUGUAAACAAUUUUUUAUGGCAAAUUGCAUUAUUACUGUAUAAGCAAUAGAACAAUAAACCUGUGAUCAUACUCAGUGUUUAAUACGAGAAGAAAAAAAUUUGUUCUGAAAUUUUUCUUUAAAAAAAGUUUAUGCUAGUAAUUAUCUAUGUUUAAAUAUGAAUUUAAAUCAACGUUUAACCUUGAAAUAAAACAGUUUAUAUAACUGUAAGUUCAGUGAGUUGAAUUUUUUUUAAAUGUAUAUAUUUUUCUCACAAAUUGUACAUCUAAUUCAAAAAUGAUAAAGGCAGAUUCAUGUAAAUAGUU
Messenger RNA from Chelonus insularis, 3659 nucleotides. Its product is annotated as anoctamin-5-like. Gene Ontology annotation, cellular component: plasma membrane. The coding region runs from base 552 to 3176 and encodes 874 amino acids. NCBI's taxonomy places the organism in Eukaryota, Metazoa, Arthropoda, Insecta, Hymenoptera, Braconidae. Gene Ontology annotation, biological process: chloride transmembrane transport. The record is from RefSeq and is a predicted model, not a curated record. Gene Ontology annotation, molecular function: protein dimerization activity; chloride channel activity. The transcript has 10 exons.